AUGGCGUCUCGACAACAGUUCAGUGAUUUACUUCUUUACCCCAGAACCAUGGUUUCUGAGAAGAAAAAUCUCCAAGCUAACAUUUCUCUCUUAUGCUGGUAUAGCAAUAAAUUCAUGCAAUUAAGCCGAGCAAAUGCUUUUCAAAACUGCAUAAAGACCGGAAGUAUCAUUAAUGAGGGUCAUAUUGACUUACGAAACUUUCUACAUGAUGCUAAAAAGAUGCUUAUCGAAAAAAUUCAAACUACUUUAAAAUCUGAAGGUAGUAUUAAAGUGAGCACAACUUUAAUAUGCAAAUUUGAAAAUUAA
Messenger RNA from Cotesia congregata, 306 nucleotides. The record is from the annotation of a GenBank genome assembly. NCBI's taxonomy places the organism in Eukaryota, Metazoa, Arthropoda, Insecta, Hymenoptera, Braconidae.